AGAAAAUUGUAAUAUAUAUGGAUAGGGAUAUAAAUACCUCAAAGUCUGCUCUGCCGUGUUUGUUCUAGUGUUCCAACUUCCAACGCCCAUGGCUGCUGCUGCUACUUCUUGUUCUUCACUAAGAUGCCUGCAUCAAAGGAUAGUGAAGCUUAAUUGUGGUAAUUUUGAAUGCGAGGAACCAAAACAUGUUGUGGUUUCAACAACAGCCAUACCCAUACCCAUUUCUAUUUCCAGAAGAUGUGCCAUUCUUGGAAUGUCUUCAGUCUUUUCUUUGACCCUUCCAAUGGGAGGAGCUGAUGCCAGAGAGAGACGUAGCAGGAAGAUCAUUCCUCCUGAAGAUUACCAAACAAGUGAUAAUGGAUUGAAAUAUUAUGAUGUGGUUGAGGGAAAGGGUCCAAUUGCUGAGAAGGGAUCAACUGUUCAGGUUCAUUUUGACUGCUUGUAUCGUGGGAUUACUGCUUUGUCAAGUCGAGAAUCUAAACUCUUGGCUGGGAAUCGUGCUAUUGCUCAGCCAUACGAGUUCAAAGUAGGAGAUCCACCAGGGAAAGAGAGGAAGCGUAAUUUUGUUGAUAAUCCAAAUGGUCUAUUUUCAGCACAGGCUUCACCUAAGCCUCCACCAGCAUUGUACUCAAUCACACAAGGAAUGAAAGUAGGAGGCAAGGUUAGCUACCAAAUAUUUGUUUAUCACUAUGGGGCAACACCUGCUGUAGCCUUAAGCUACACCGCGAGCUGUGAUAGUUCCGCCGGAGCUUGGCUAUGGCAAUAAAGGGAGUAAUGAGAUCCCUCCUGGAGCUACUUUUGAACUAAACAUUGAGCUUCUACAAGUGAACCCAUCCCAAAACAACUGAAAGUGAUCACUGUCUCUGUAUCUAUGUCAUGAGUUUAGUUCUUUUCAUUUUGUUCUUUCUCUCUUCAAUCUUAUAGAAAUGCAAAUUUAACUGAAACAUGGAGAAAACUUUACCAUAAAACGUAUGGGGUAUGUUGGCAAAAUUUUAUUGUAAAGAUCAAUUGAAAGUGAUACCUAUUUGUGCCA
This is a messenger RNA of Cannabis sativa, 1033 nucleotides long. Its product is annotated as peptidyl-prolyl cis-trans isomerase FKBP18, chloroplastic. Bases 89 to 766 code for a protein of 225 amino acids. NCBI's taxonomy places the organism in Eukaryota, Viridiplantae, Streptophyta, Magnoliopsida, Rosales, Cannabaceae. Gene Ontology annotation, cellular component: chloroplast thylakoid lumen. Gene Ontology annotation, molecular function: peptidyl-prolyl cis-trans isomerase activity. The record is from RefSeq and is a predicted model, not a curated record. The transcript is spliced from 6 exons.